Messenger RNA from Hirundo rustica (Barn swallow), 1961 nucleotides. It is a transcript of the gene ERCC1, whose product is annotated as ERCC excision repair 1, endonuclease non-catalytic subunit. The transcript has 9 exons. Gene Ontology annotation, biological process: nucleotide-excision repair; mitotic recombination; meiotic mismatch repair. Gene Ontology annotation, molecular function: damaged DNA binding; single-stranded DNA binding. Gene Ontology annotation, cellular component: nucleus; ERCC4-ERCC1 complex; nucleotide-excision repair factor 1 complex. Lineage: Eukaryota; Metazoa; Chordata; Aves; Passeriformes; Hirundinidae. The record is from RefSeq and is a predicted model, not a curated record. Bases 595 to 1764 code for a protein of 389 amino acids.
GGGGAGGGGGCGGGAGGGGGCGGGCAAUAAAGGGGUGGCGCCCAUCUGGCUCCGUUCGGUGGCGUUUGGGGACUUCCAGGGAUCCUUGUCCCCUCCCUCUGGUGGCCCUUGGGGUCCCGCGCGUGUCCCCAGACCCGGUGGCCUCCAGGGUCCCCCAGUGUCCCCCCCCCCGUGUCCCCAUUGUCGCACGGGGGGCGUGGCCUUUGCGCUAUAGCCCCACCCCCAGCCCGGAGCCCCCGCCCCACUCCCUUGAAGGGGCUGGGGCGUGGUCAAAAUUUUUGAUUGACAACGCCGCUGUCCAAUCGUGAGGGAGAGACUCGGCCACGCCCCUUCCGCGGCACCGGAGCGCGCGCGGCGGCUCCGGAACCCCAAAACCGAACCGGGGACCCCAAAACCGAACCGGGGACCCCAAAACCGAACCGGGGACCCCAAAACCGGACACGGGACCCCCCCGGAACCGACACAGGGACCCCAAAGCCGAACCCGGGACCCCAAAACCGAACCCGGAACCUCCCAGAACCGGCACCCGGGACCGCCCCCCUUAACCGGCACCGGGACCUCUCCGAAUCAGUCCCGGGACCCCCGAACCCCGCCAUGGACCCGGACCCGAAUCCCGGAGCCGCCACCGACCCGGAACCGGCAGCGGAACCGGCAGCGGCGGGGAAGCGGCGGCGUUUCACGCUCCGGCAGGAGGGUCCCGACGAACCCCCGGUCCCGUCGCUGUUCAGAGCCUCCGGGGCCGCGCCCCGCCCGGGGCCGGUGCCGGGGCCGGUGCCGGUUCCGAUCCCACCCGGUUCCGGUUCUUACGCCGAGUUCGUGGUGCGGGGAUCGGGGGGCGCCGGGAAGGAGCCGCGGGGAACCACGGGGACCCACGGGGGGCAGGACCGGGACCAGGGUCAGAACCGGGACCGGGAUCAGAACCGGGACAGGGAUCAGAACCAGAACCGGGCCAGGGAUCAGAACCGGGAACGGGAUCAGAACCGGGAACGGGAUCAGAACCGGGAUCAGGAACAGAACCAGAACCGGGAUCAGGAUCCCGGAGCCACCGGAACCGCCCCCUCGGGAUCCAUCCCGACCCCCGGGGACCGGGAUCAGAACCAGGAGCAGAACCGGGCCCGGGAGGUUCCGGCCCUGCCCGUGCUCAAACCGGGCACCAAGAGCAGCAGCAUCAUCGUCAGCCCGCGGCAGCGCGGCAAUCCGGUGCUGAGGUUCAUCCGCAACGUCCCCUGGGAGUUCGGGGACGUCGUCCCCGACUACGUCCUGGGCCAGAGCAGCUGCGCGCUCUUCCUCAGUCUCAGGUAUCACCACCUGAACCCCGAUUACAUCCACGAGCGGCUCCGGGCUCUGGGGCGGAGCUUCGGCCUCCAGGUGCUGCUGCUGCAGGUGGACGUGCGUGACCCCCACCAGUCUCUCAAGGACCUGGCCAAGGUUUGUCUCCUCACCGACUGCACCUUGCUGCUGGCCUGGAGCCCCGAGGAGGCCGCCAGGUACCUGGAGACCUUCAAAGCCUAUGAGCAGAAACCCCCGGACCUGCUCAAGGAGCGCCUGGAGCACGACUUCCUCUCACGGGUGACAGAGUGCCUGACCAGCGUCAAGUCCGUGAACAGAACGGACGCCCUGAGCCUGCUGGGCACCUUCGGGUCGCUGGCGGCCGUGGCGGGCGCGUCCCGGGAGGAUUUGUCCCUCUGUCCCGGCGUGGGACCCCAAAAGGCCAAGCGACUCUUCGACGUCCUGCACGAGCCUUUCCUCAAGACCCCUCGGUGACCCCAAAAUCCCACAAAAUCCCCCCAAAAUCCUCCAAAAUCCCCCAAAAUCUCCCCAAAAUCCCCCCAAAUCCCGAUUUUUUGUUUUUUUUUUUUUGUAAUAAAUGACGUUUACUGGUGACACAGGUGACACUCGGGGCGGGGGGUCACUCCCCCUCCUCCCGUUUCUGCUUCUUCUUCUUCUUCUUCCUCUUGGCC